GGUGUUUGUGGUUUUUAAGCUCUAAGACGGUCACUGUGAGCCCAUCACUUCCUGCUGACAGAUCAAGCUUUCAGUUCCGAGGUGUUAGAAACCCAAAGAUAACGCCUUUUAUUUACUCACACACUACCCCCGAAGAUGAAGGGCUCUCUGAUCGUAGCCAUUCUCCUCUUAAAUUUCAGCUUUGCUGAAGCAUUCCAGGAGGCGAAGCUGUGUUAUAUCUUGGAUGGGAUUCUAGUGAUCUACGGCAUCAUUUUAACCUUCCUGUACUGCAGGCUCAGGAUGGAUCCUACGUUUGCAACCAGCAACAAUUACCCUCAGAAGCCGCCAGCUUAUGGAGAACGCCUUUAUGAAGGGUUGACCCCCCAUAGCCCGGACACCUACGAGACCAUCAAAGUGGAGAAGAAACCAAUAGUCUGAGAGGAGUUGGAAAGAAACAUUUGUAACUUUGUAACAUUUAUGAUUAAUCCACUCCUGCUUGUUUUAUGUGUGUCUGCACAACAGCCAGUAUUAUUUAGAUGAGUCAUGUUUGGAGCUUUAUUAUGGAAUCAUAGUGUUUCCUCACUAUAAACCAGCACUUCCCGUUGUAACAUUUAUCCUGUCUGUUCACCAUGUCUACUAGAAAGAUUCAAAUGAAAUGUAUCAAACUAUUACCAUAAAUAAGGUGCCCUAUUUGUUUUCAUA
Molecule: messenger RNA, 681 nt
Organism: Hypomesus transpacificus
Lineage: Eukaryota; Metazoa; Chordata; Actinopteri; Osmeriformes; Osmeridae
Gene: fcer1gl
Product: Fc receptor, IgE, high affinity I, gamma polypeptide like
Exons: 5
Coding region: 136-417 (93 amino acids)
Biological process (GO): cell surface receptor signaling pathway
Cellular component (GO): Fc-epsilon receptor I complex
Molecular function (GO): IgE receptor activity
Source: RefSeq, a predicted model, not a curated record